Messenger RNA from Penicillium daleae, 2313 nucleotides. Its product is annotated as glycoside hydrolase family 95 protein. Bases 1 to 2313 code for a protein of 770 amino acids. Gene Ontology annotation, biological process: carbohydrate metabolic process. The record is from RefSeq and is a predicted model, not a curated record. The transcript has 2 exons. NCBI's taxonomy places the organism in Eukaryota, Fungi, Ascomycota, Eurotiomycetes, Eurotiales, Aspergillaceae. Gene Ontology annotation, molecular function: alpha-L-fucosidase activity.
AUGGCUUCAGACCGCGGUCUGUACUACAAAACUCCCUCCACCAAUUUUUCAACCAGUCUUCCCCUCGGCAAUGGCCGCCUUGCUGCUUCUGUCAUGUCUUCCCCCGACCGUGAGUCACUACUUUUGAACGAGGUGACUUUUUGGUCUGGGGCACCGCAUACCGCUGGCUCGGGCCUCAUCUCACGACCGGCCGACCCCAAAGCAGAACUACGAACAACGCAGCGCUGCUUGCUAGAUGGGAAUUUCAACCAGGCAAAAGCACGAGUACAAAAAUAUCUCGAGAGCAAGAAGAGAAACUUUGGAACUAAUCUGGGUGUGGGUCGUCUCGAUAUUGUGGUCCACGGUCGCGAAGAUGUCAGCGAGUUUGAGAGAGAGUUGAACCUAAAUGAAGCUCUCACGGAAACACGGUAUAAGAAAGGGGGUCAUGAUUUUCGGAGACGAUGUUUUGUGAGCCAUCCGCAUCAAGUGCUGGUGGUGAAUUUCGUGACUUCUGAUCCGGAUGGACUGGAACUUGCCGUUUGUAUGCAAGGAGAGGGGGACGCCUUCACAUCCUGGGUCCAAGACGGAAGGCUUCACUUCGUUACCCAAGCACUUGAGAAUGUCCACAGCGAUGGAACAUGCGGCGUUAAAGGCCACGGUAUUAUCGCUGCGGUUGUAGAGGAUGGGAAGAUUGAAGAACGCGACGGCAAACUGAUAAUCUCGGGCCAAGGCGGCAUCACAAUCCUGCUGGCCUUCAACACCAACUACCACGAGAGUGAGAGCGAAUGGAAGAACAAGACAUCCAUACAUAUUGAUCAUGCUUCAAAACUAUCUAUGUCUAAUCUGCUUGCUGCACAUCUGGCAGAUUAUCAACUACUCUACCAAAAAGCUAGCCUCACACUGGGGAGCGGUUCAGAGGAAACUGCGAGUCUGCCUACAGACGAACGUCGGAGGAACCUGCAGGCUUCUAAAUAUACCGGAGAUCCGGGCAUGUUUGCACUGUACUUCCACUUCGCACGCUAUCUCACCAUUGCUGGUACACGCGCUGACUCCCCUUUGCCGUUGCACCUCCAAGGCCUAUGGAAUGAUGGCGAGGCGUGUCGGAUGGGCUGGAGCUGUGACUAUCAUCUUGAUAUCAAUACACAGAUGAACUAUUUCCAUGUCCUACCCAUGGGUAUCACUGAAGCCAUGCAGCCCAUGGUCGCUUACCUGACCUCCUCGCCACGGCGGGCCAAGGUGCUGCACGUGCAUGUUACGGAUCCCGGCUGGGAGAUGACGUACGGAUUGAAUGUGACAGGUGGACUGUGGAUGGCAAGCCAUCUGAUUGAGAUAUACGAAUACACAUUGGACGACCAGUUUUUGCGAGACACGGCGUACCCCCUCUUAAAAGGCGCCGCAGAAUUCUUCCUUGACUAUAUGAUUGAGGAUCUUACGACAGGAUGGCUUUUGACUGCACCAUCUAUCAGUCCAGAAAACAGCUUUUUGGUGGACAUACCAGGAAAACACAGAGAGGAGCACUGUAUCCACCUCUCACCCACUCUCGAUAUUGUUUUGUUGCGUGAUCUCUUCAACUUUUGUUUGUAUGCUUCAAAAGUCCUCGAAACAGACACCACCUUUGCAGAAAAGAUCAAAGCUACUACAGUCAAACUACCAACGUUUCAAGUUGGAAAACAUGGACAGCUUCAAGAAUGGCUCCAAGACUUUGAUGAGGCACAGCCAUAUCACCGCCACCUUUCUCAUACCAUGGCUCUCUGCCGGUCCGCACAGGUCUCUGUGAGACACACUCCAGAUCUCGCUCAAGCUAUAAAAGUCUCACUGGAAAGAAGACAGGAUUGUAGUGACUUGGAAGAUAUCGAGUUCACAGCUGCAUUGUUUGGUCUGAACUAUGCGCGCCUGGAUGAUGGAGAGAAAGCGCUGAGUGAGAUUGGCCACUUGGUUAGCGACCUGAGCUUUGACAAUCUUCUCAGCUAUAGUAAGCCAGGGGUAGCUGGAGCUGAAGAAAACAUUUUCGUCGUGGACGGCAACUUUGGAGGUGCUGCAGCCAUCAUGGAGAUGCUGGUCCGUUCCUCGAUGCCAAUUCUUGAGGGCCCAGUUGAAGUGGACCUGCUUCCAGCCUUGCCAAAGACAUGGACACAAGGUAGAGCAAGGGGCUUCCGACUCAGGGGUGGCUUGGAGAUAGAUUUAGAAUGGUCACAAGGGGUAUUGACAAAAGCAUCGUUCAGGGCAAUGUCAUCUGGGACUAUUGCAGUGUACUACGGUGGUCACUGCUUCAAGUCAGGGUAUCAAGUAAGCGAUAUCAUCGAGUUGGGGUCAGAGCUAGUGGUUUGUAGAUAG